Heteronotia binoei (common prickly gecko) is the source of this 2895-nucleotide messenger RNA. RefSeq names its product trafficking protein particle complex subunit 3 (gene TRAPPC3). The record is from RefSeq and is a predicted model, not a curated record. NCBI's taxonomy places the organism in Eukaryota, Metazoa, Chordata, Lepidosauria, Squamata, Gekkonidae. The transcript is spliced from 5 exons. Gene Ontology annotation, biological process: intra-Golgi vesicle-mediated transport; endoplasmic reticulum to Golgi vesicle-mediated transport. Bases 196 to 741 code for a protein of 181 amino acids. Gene Ontology annotation, cellular component: TRAPP complex; cis-Golgi network membrane; cytosol.
CUUGUUCCCGGCGUGCUCGGCGGCUUACCUGCUCUGCGCGGUGCAUCCUGGGAGCUGUAGUGCCUGCGUUCUGAGAGAAGGCGGAACUGCAGCCGAGCAGGGCCUCCUGCUCGUCCGAGGUUUUUAAGGUCCACACGCAGGGGCUUCUUCCGGUAUCGCCAGGCUGAGGAGGCAGUCGACGGCGCAGCCGGCAGGAUGGCGCGGCAGGGCAGUCGCGGGGGCGUCGAGAGCAAGAAAAUGAGCUCGGAGCUCUUCACGCUGACUUAUGGGGCGUUGGUCACUCAGCUCUGUAAAGACUACGAGAAUGACGAAGACGUCAACAAGCAGCUCGAUAAAAUGGGUUACAACAUAGGUGUUCGACUCAUAGAAGACUUCCUGGCCCGAUCCAAUGUGGGGAGAUGCCACGACUUCCGAGAAACUGCAGAUGUCAUCGCAAAGGUAGCCUUUAAAAUGUACUUGGGCAUCACCCCAAGCAUCACAAACUGGAGCCCGGCAGGUGAUGAGUUCUCCCUCAUCCUUGAAAACAAUCCUCUAGUGGACUUUGUGGAGCUGCCUGAUAACCACUCAUCUCUUAUUUAUUCUAACCUCUUGUGUGGAGUGCUGCGGGGAGCCCUGGAAAUGGUUCAGAUGGCUGUUGAUGUCAAAUUUGUCCAAGACACAUUGAAAGGAGAUGGAGUCACGGAAAUCAGAAUGAAAUUUAUCAGGCGGAUUGAAGACAAUCUCCCUGCAGGAGAGGAGUGAGUCCAAGGGCAGCCUCCCUGUUGAACUGGAGGGGAUGAGCCACCCACCUGGGAUUUGUAGGCACAUCAUGCCUUCUGUUACAUUCAGAUGCCCAGUUUGGUUCAUUAAGAUGUUCUACAUUAUUUCCUUAGGAAGCAACUGUUUGACUUGUUCUGUUUUAUUUCCACCAGAUUUGUAUCAAAGGCCUUCAUAGCCUACAAGAUAUUUUUUGUACUCCUUGGAGAAAAUGAGUACCCAUUUGUAGCUUCUAUGUGUUGGCUCCACACCAAUAGACAGGACUGUUAAAACCUUAUCAUUUUGAUCCUCAUAUACCAAUUAAAGAUACUAAUUUUGUUGCAGAAGAAGCUAAUCAGUACAUUCUCACCACCACCCUCUUUCUGCCCAUACGUGUGUGGGCAGAAUGCACAUACGUCUAUGGGAAGCAGGAAGCCAUUUCUAGAUUACAAGGAGAGCAGUCUAUAAUUUGAAAUAAGCUGGAGUUGCUAGUGGAACUCAUGCUGCUUCUUUAGUUGUGCUAUGUAGGGAAGAAAAAUUGUUUUAGUUUAUAUAUAUCCUUUGUUUCCAACACCAAAACAAAGUAAGAGGCCUGUAUUCGGGCAAAAGAGUGAAGUGGCAUUCUUGUGUGAAUGAUCUUUCUGUGGACAUUCUCCAGUGCUGAACAAAAUAGUGCUUGAGUGCUCUGUUGUUUUCAGCCCAUCUUCUCUAAUCUGCUAGAGACCCUCAAGGAGAUUUGGCAACAGCAUGCUUUCUUAGUUUGCAGUUUUGCUUUUCAAAUGAUGUUGGAAAUGUCUUUAAAAGCAUAAUCAUCUGAGCAGAUAAAUUCAGGAGGCAGAUUUUUAAAGCUCAGAGCAGGCAUGAUUUGUAUAACUAAUUGACUAAAUAGUUAAAACACGUUUUCUUCUUGAAUGACCAGCCAUUUAUUCUGAAUGGUUGUGUUUGGCUUUUCAGUGGAGAGCUUGUCUUGGGGGGUGGGGGUGGAGCAGCAGUUUGGAGGCCAGAGUUCUCUUUCAGAAUAUUAUGGAAAGAAGCUCUUGAUCUGAUUGAGUCACAUGAGGCUGUAUGCAAAUGCUUGCAUGCAGGGUUGGUACAGAGCACUUAAGAUUUGUUUUGGGCAGGGAAAAUCAACAUGAAUUUCACUAGUGAAUGACAUUAGAGAAUGAAAUUGUGUUUACCAAGGAGAUCAUUCUCUGUGCAUCAUGAGAGCCUACAAUUCUCUUCAGGCAAGAUCUUUGCCAUUUUUCUACUUAAUGCAGCAGUUAUGUUUGGCUAUAAGAGAACUUUUAAAUUAAAGUGGGAAUGCCUACCUUCCUUGGUGAAGCACAGUGUGCGCCAUGAUCCUGGUUCCUGUCUGGAGUCCCAAAAUAUGACCAGCAGAAACUGGCAUUUUUAGUCUGUAGCGCACAGUAUAAAAUUGUGAGAGUGGUUAAUCAGAGAUAUGGAGAAUGGAUUGCAGGAUUUACACAAAUACCCAUCAAGCCUCUUGUUAGACAUUGCAGGUCUUUAGCGGUGAUUUUACGGCAAGUGAGUCUCAGUGAAGGUGAUUCAGAUUAAUUUUUGCUUUGCGAAAGAACAAAGCAACUUAGACAGGAUGUGUGAGAAUGGGACAUGGACUGAUGUUUCAGUGGAGUAGUGAAGUGUUUUCAAAACAGCCUGAUAUCCCAUGUUGAUGAUAGUUCCUUGCUCAUUUCCCAUAGAUGUGUCCCAGUAGAAUCUGGCCAUAAGUGUUGGGAGGAGCAGAUUCUGCUCUUCUGACCUGGACUGGCUUUUGUCAUAUGAGUUACUAGAGAAGUGGUGAAAUAGGAUGGUUUUUUUUAGAUAAAUGUGAACUGUUGCCUCGCCCUGUAAUCCUGUAUCUGCUCAAUGAAAAGCCAACAUUUCUGGUUUCUAGAGGCAUUCCUACAAGUGAGAGGAAAGAUCCAACACUCAUUAAAAUAACAUCCUGUCCUGAUUCCUUUUGUGAUGUUUUGAAUCUUACUUGAGAACUGUUGCCGUGAGUGACACCUGGUGGGUGAAUGGGUAUUGGAUGUAUAUAAUUGAAACAUUUUUGUUAUGUGAGGGGUUAUUCAUGCAUUUUCCAUUUCCAUUUGUAAAGCUUUUGAAGGCAACAUUUUAAAAGAACUAUUGCAUUAAAAUAAAUUAUAACUAUCUUCUUAA